AUGUGGACUUUUUGUUUAGAAAAUCACCAAGGGCGUGCACCGCACAGCUUGGCCGGAAAAUCACACUACGCCAAAACCAAGGCUAGUCUAGAAAAGGUCGACGGACAAAUGUACCUGACCGCCCUCCUCCGCGGCGUCCAAAUUGGACGUUUGGGAAAACGAGCUUUUAGAACCGGUUCUGGCCGUUACCAGCCAAUCAGACUGAACUCCGAAUAUGCUGUACACUUGGAUGAUGUGCUACGGGACAUUUGCUUCUUCUUGCGGGAGUUUCCGUACUCCUUCCCCCUUUCUCUAAACUUAAAUGUGGCCAAAAUGCUCUACAAUACAAGGGGGGCCUCGCGGCACAUUCACAAACCCAAAGGGGAGCUCCCUGACUUUGCAAAACUCCAUAGUCCGGAAACGGCCCGGGGCAAAGUCAUUGUGCUGGCCAAACCGCCCAAGAAUAUCGGGGCGGGGAUGACGAGAACCAAAGUCAAACGACGCACGGCAACGGCGGCCGGUCGCUCCUUUGAUGAAGGCGCCUACGACGCCGACGACGCCGACGACCGUGACUACCAACCCAAAGGAACGACUCUUAAAGGAGUGGGUACAGAAAUGCACGAAAUACUGCCCGGGGUUGUGCAAGGCGGACGCAACCAGUACACUCAGACUGCGCAAGAGGCCAUGUUGUGGGAAACCACGUCGCCGUCUGUUUCACCCGGUACAACCAAGCCGGGGCCGUUGUCUUUGAAGCGAGUCAAGGAUUUGAGCGCGCUUGUGGUCAGGAACAAGUUUUAG
Molecule: messenger RNA, 777 nt
Organism: Phaeodactylum tricornutum CCAP 1055/1
Lineage: Eukaryota; Bacillariophyta; Bacillariophyceae; Surirellales; Neidiaceae
Exons: 4
Coding region: 1-777 (258 amino acids)
Source: RefSeq, a predicted model, not a curated record